Messenger RNA from Brassica oleracea var. oleracea, 891 nucleotides. RefSeq lists its product as uncharacterized. Bases 1 to 891 code for a protein of 296 amino acids. Lineage: Eukaryota; Viridiplantae; Streptophyta; Magnoliopsida; Brassicales; Brassicaceae. The record is from RefSeq and is a predicted model, not a curated record. The transcript has 2 exons.
AUGCCGGUGAAUGCCUCCUCUUCGUCAAAAACCUCCGAGGAGCAGUGCUCGAGAUGGUUCUCUCGCCUGAGGCGAAAUUCCAUCGGAAGUUUCUGUCAACUGGCAUCAGUGUUUCUCACGCAAUACUCUAUGUUCAUAGACCGAGAAACCUCCGAGGUCGAUCUCUGGAGCAUGUCCCAGGGAGAGGACAUGUCUCUCUGCAACUUCAUAAAACAGUUCAAGACCGUUAUGGCUAGAGUCAGCGGAAUAAGCGACAAAGUUGAAAUAGAUGCACUCCGAAAGACGCUCUGGGCACACACGAUCCAAGACGCGCUCCACAAAGCCACAAACUACAUAAUCAUCGAGGAGGAGACAAAAGUCUUGUCACAAAAGGAGAGGCUGACGAAGACAUCGUCAAAAGACCUUGGGUCGGAUCAUAAGCCGAAAAAGAGAAACCCUGAAAAUGACAAAAGUGUCCAUCUCGGGGAAGAAGAGACUCAGGGAGUGCAUAACUACGCCAUCAACUCCGGACCGGAGCAGGGACGGACGACGGGUAACACAUGGAUCCGAAAUCCAAAUUACGAAGAAAACGUCUUCUGCGACUUCCACCAGGCCCGCGGCCACUCAACUGUCAACUGCAAAGUUCUCUGUGCGAGGUUGGCCGCAAAGCUGCUUGCAGGAGAACUCGCCGAAGUGUCGAGCAUAAAAGAUGUCGUCCGCGACUUAGACUGCCUCCCGAGAAACGAUAAAGUUCCUCAAACGGAGAACUCUUUCCAAGGGAACCAAUCGGGAGAAAAGCGUGGAAGAAGGCAAGACGUCAAGGGCAACGACAAUAGCCACCGCAUAAUCAAUAUGAUUAUCGGCGGAUCGCAAUACUGCAGCGAUACAGUCUAUGCCAUCAAGGCUUAUUAG